GGGGUUUGAACUCGUGACCUUAUGCGCUGAUAACGCAAUGCUUUCCCAUUUGACCUAGAAACACUUCUCUUUAUGUGUCAAUUUUGCUAAACUGCAACAAUUUCUAAUAUUUUAUUGUAUUAUGAACUACAUUUAAUUAUAAACACAUCUGCAUUAGUAACGGAUCACCGCAGGCAAGUCGUUGACCACACUCGGUUAUGGUUUAACAGCUGCCGCCUGUAUGAUGAAGCCCCGCCCUCUGUGUAUUGUCGCCUUCUGAUUGGAUAAAUGUUUUGCCACCGACAUACUUCGACUGGCACUAGCAAAUACUCUUUCGGAAAAUAAGUACUAAAACAGCGGCGGUCCGCGUGUUAGUGGUAUGUGUGCUCUGUCCUCUUCAGUACAAUAUUUCAUCCCAAGCUUUUGGAUCAUACUUUUGAUGCUUCAGCUGACAUGGAUUGAUGCCGACGGGAAUUCAGACUCCAAAAUCAGAGCAUAAGCUAUGAUUUAGCUGGGUGAAAGCCAGAGCCGGGAGUCCAGGAUGAGCAGCAACCAGGGGCGGAGCUUGAUCAACCCUCUAGUUCAAAGUAAGAUGGAAGGAGCCAUUGGCACCAUAAUCCCUCCGGGUCUCCCGAAAGCAGAUAGCUUGUCACAUUAUUCCCACGACAAAGCUGUACCAAUCCCCCGAGGCUACUUCUCUUACUCUCUCAAUGGACAAGAUGCCCUUGACUUUAAUUCUCUGUGGGACUCUCCUAAGACUUGUGUAAGAAAUGGAUCAAGCCCAGGGAUCCAUCCAUCAGCCACCGAGGGCAUAUACAGGCCUGAAAAUAUAUCUUUCUCUAUGGAUGCUGGUGGUCGCUCUGUCGGACCCCAAGAGUUGGCUGCGAAGCAAAGGCUGGCGUAUUAUGCCAACAGUCCUAGACAUCACAGUCCCAGAGCUGCUGGGGUCAUCUCACCGGUGGCAGCUCCGAAGGGUCACAUUAGAGGAUCGGGAAUGUCUUCCACAGAUGGAGAAGGUUGUGUUGGAUUGGCUGUUCCAAAACCUGUGUACGGUCAUAGCCCCUGUUGCACUGAGCGUGGAUGCACUGCGGGGCAUACAUAUGCCGAUGAACACGGGCCGCAUAGGAUGUCCCCUCGCGUGUAUGAGGACGAAUGGGCUGCACAUUUUAACCGUCUGGCAUACCUGCAUAAAAAGGGCCAGGAGGCGUUGGCACAACAGAGGGUUUUGCAUUUAGAGCGUGGUGCGGAGGGAAUACCAUUAAAGGAUGGAAAGACUGUGGGUUACCAUGGUAUCAGAUCAAAUGGGCCUGGGCGGUCGCUUCCUUUAAUGGAACCGAGCCAUAGCAGCUAUACCUAUAACACCACACAUCCAUUUAUUGGUUCCACGUCGGAGUACUGUCAGCGUGCCCCAGUCCCCCUACAAAUACACAGAGGUCUUUCCACUGGUUAUGACCCGAGGACAUUGACACACCAUAGUGUUUCCUCUAAAGUAUAUCAGGAUCGUCCUCACAUUUCUAAAUAUACAUCGAUACCUCCAUGUUCCAGUGUCUACUACCCUCAGAGUCAAAUGGAGGCUUAUCGAGCAGAUCCUAAUGUUAUUACAGAUGAUCAUGCACGGCAACAUCACAUGGCUCACUUUCAUUCCCCCCGGCCUAAUUUUACCAAUAUGCCAACUUCUUGCCCAGCUGUUCCUCCACACCAUCCACUGAUACCCAAAUUUCCUACAUACCCUGUGUAUGGAGUGCGUUUAAAUAGUAACCAGACAUCACUGCACGAGAAGCAAUGUUCACCUUUACCCAUGCACCAAUCUGAACGACCGCUUGAUUUCUCCGUACGAAGGGUGCAGACACCUGACUCCCCUCGGGAGCUUUGUAGACAGUCUGGAACUCCCGGGGCUUUCCAUCCCACACCGGGUCACUACAGACGUCUUAAUAGCACAGCUACCGAGAGAUCUGAGGGGGCUGGAACCGGCUUUGUUUCGGAUGGCUGUAAAGAUUUUACCAAUAUUCCCAAAUCCGAUGAAGAGCUACUUAAGAAAAGACACAGAGGUGAAACCGAAAGUGGUAGUGAAGUUGACGCAUCGAGUAAAAGGCAAAAGACUGAAAUGGCCUCUGAGCGGCCAGAUCAGCCUCAGUCCCCAUCUUUUCCACCAAUGCCGGUCAUUAAUAAAGUUUUUAGUUUAGCUCCUUAUAAAAUUUAUUUUGAAGCCACAGGUAUGUUGCCAUCACAAGGGAAUUCAAAAAGUCCACAGGCUGAGGCUACGCAGCUUAAGCAAGAGCCAAAUAUUCAAAGUAGAGAUAUAGAAGCAAAUUCAGGUGAAAAUGACCUCAGCCCGAAACCUGAAGCUUCACCGGCUAACAGUAACGGUCUGUUUGGAGUGGACGAGAUUGUAAAGAUCAAAAAAGAAAAAACGGAUCCAGAUGAAACCGCUUAUCAGUCGGAUAUGAAAGUUUGUUUGAUAGAGGAAAUUAAUCACAGUUCGGUCAAAGAGGAGCAAGGGGAGUUGGACUCAAGCAUAUCUGGCUCUGUGCCUGACCACAUUGUAAUAAAAAGUGAUGUGGAAGAGGACAGCAAUCCACCCUUAGAAGAAAAAUCUGAAUCUUCAGCUGUAAGACAGAGAAUCCUGUGGAAAAUGGUGUGGAAUCUGAUCCGGUUCCUACGGUGCCCUCAACAUCACCAGUUCAACCUCCAUUAACUAAAUUC
This is a messenger RNA of Misgurnus anguillicaudatus (oriental weatherfish), 2682 nucleotides long. NCBI's taxonomy places the organism in Eukaryota, Metazoa, Chordata, Actinopteri, Cypriniformes, Cobitidae. The record is from RefSeq and is a predicted model, not a curated record.